Molecule: messenger RNA, 2575 nt
Organism: Rhodofomes roseus
Lineage: Eukaryota; Fungi; Basidiomycota; Agaricomycetes; Polyporales; Fomitopsidaceae
Product: WD40 repeat-like protein
Exons: 7
Coding region: 206-2488 (760 amino acids)
Biological process (GO): nucleosome assembly; DNA replication-dependent chromatin assembly
Cellular component (GO): nucleus; CAF-1 complex
Molecular function (GO): protein binding
Source: RefSeq, a predicted model, not a curated record
CUCAUCUCGUCCGUUCGCACUGCUCGCGUUCAACUGCAAGGAGUCUCAGUAUUUGAGCCUAUCAGUGGCAGCUGACUACAUGGCCUUCCAUAUUCGGAAUACAUCAAUACCUUGAUCGUUACGCGCGCGUCGAGUGGCACACCCGUACUUACACGAGACCAUUGUCUUUCCAGAGCAUGAACUAGCACCCUCACCAUCUCACAGAAUGCGCGUACGAACAUUAGAGAUUCGCUGGCACGACAGCAAGCCCAUAUCUACGUGCGACUUCCAGCCGGUCUCGUUCAAGAAGGCGCGCCCGGCGGACGACAAGCACUUCGUGACCCAAUACUACAGACUCGCUACCGGCGGCGAGGACAACCAUGUCAGAUUGUGGAUGGUGCACCCGAACAUACUGCCCGAGUCCGUGGUGGCAGCGUCUGGCUCAGAGGGCGCGACGCCACGGCCGCCCCGCGUCGAGUACCUUGCCACCCUAAGCAGGCAUUCUGCACCGGUGAAUGUUGUACGAUGGAGCCCGAAUGGGGAACUCAUUGCAUCAGCUGGGGACGACGGUAUGAUCAUCAUUUGGUCGCCAACGACAAGUCCGCAUGCCAAUGCAUUCGGAAGCGACCUCACACCCGAUGAACUGCAGUAUGAGAAGGAGCACUGGAAGCCACGGACAACUUUCCGAUGCACAACCAUGCAAGUAUACGAUCUCGCGUGGAGUCCCACGGGCGACUACAUCGUGGCCGGCAGCACAGACAAUUGUGCGCGGAUCUUCUCUACGAGCGAUGGUAAAUGCCUGCAAGAAAUCGCGGAACACAGCCACUACGUGCAAGGUGUUGCUUGGGAUCCAUUGAACGAGUUCUUCGCGACGCAGAGCAGCGACCGCUCUAUGCACAUCUACAGCGUCUCGACCAAAGACGAUGGCCUCGACAUCCACGCCGUCGGCAAGAACUCGCGUAUGCCGCAUCGUCACCGCCGUACACCGAGCUCACGCAGCCGCCCACCGACGUUCAGACGCGAAUCGACGACAGUGAGCGAGACAGAGUCCGUUAUCACCAGCGCCAGCGAGCAACUGCGGGAAGAGGCAGUCGCGUCCGGCUCGAAUAGCCAGCACCAUGGCGGGGCACUUCUGACGCCCACAGCGUCAGUGCCGAGUACGCCCGCAAGCAUGUUCCCGCCGCCACCGAUGGAUUACACGCCGUCGCGGAGGUCGUCGUUCAGCAGCACCAGUGCAGCGCAUUCACCGGCCACACACUCGCGCUACGGGCGCUCACCCUCGCCUAUGCCUGCACUUCCUGCUAUCCGACCUCAGGCGUCUGCCAGCUGGGCGUCGGUGAAACUCUACGGCGACGAGAGCUACACCAACUUCUUCCGACGGCUUGGGUUUAGCCCGGAUGGUGGGCUGCUGCUCACUCCUGCUGGGCAGUUCGAGGACCCAUCAGUUCAGCCGAGCUCGUCCAAGAGCGAGCAGCCGGCGCGAGGGCGCAAGGGCAAUCCGUCACCGGGAUCUAGCGACACCAAGGAGACGGCAACUUCGUCCGUGUACAUCUACUCUCGUGCCAACUUUGCUCGCCCGCCCAUUGCCCGUCUGCCCGGCUUCAAGAAGGCGAGCGUCGCAGUGCGCUUCUCGCCGCUUCUCUACGAGCUACGGCCCGGCGUGUCCUCAGGUGAGCAGAGCGAGCCUCCGACGGUGACUAUCGAAAAGGGUAAGGAGGUGCAAGUAACCAUCGAUGUCGCCCCAACACCCUCCUCGUCAACGUUCCUCUCUACACCUGCUCCUUCGUCACCAUUGAAGCAUUCACCGUCGAGCGGCUCGAUCGCCCAACCCGCGCCACGCAUUGCGAUCCCGACGGGCCCACCAAGUAUGAUGAUGCCGUCUCCCGCCCUCUCGGCGACGGACUCGUUGAGGCUACCGACACCCAUGACGUCGCGCGGAGGUACCCCAGCGAUCCCGCCCACGCCCACGCCAAUGGCCUCGAUGUUCUCCCUACCGUAUCGGAUGCUAUAUGCCGUCGCAACGAUGGACACUGUGGCGAUCUACGAUACCCAACAGUCCGGCCCUGUCUGCCUGCUAUCGAAGCUGCACUACGACGAGUUCACGGACAUGACAUGGUCAUCCGACGGUCAAUGCCUGAUGUUGUCGUCGCGCGACGGCUACUGUACUGUUGUCGUCUUCGACGAGAUCCUGCCGGUUCACCACACGCAGCAGCAGACCUUGCAGCUCCAGUCCAUCGCGCACCACCAUUCUCUCCCGCUCACAAACUCGACGGCAGCAACGCCCCUCUCGACGCCGUCGCGUGCAUCUGCGAAUCUGCCUGCGGCGUCCCCCGCGGUGGGCAGCAAACGCAAGGCAGAAGGCGAACCACCGCUGACACCCGCACCGAGCGUAGACGAGAGCGUGCUGGGGACGCGCGAGCCGAGCGAGACUCCUCGCGAGGAGGCGCAGGAGCCGCCCAAGAAAAAGCGGCGUGCCGCGCUCACUCGCAUCGGUGAUGUUGGUUCAUGAGCCAAACACCUUCGCUGAUCACCGCCUUGCCUGUUCCUGUUGCGUUAUAUGUCUGUCAUCUAUCCUGUGUCAUUCGUCCACUGUCCG